This is a messenger RNA of Panonychus citri (citrus red mite), 711 nucleotides long. Its product is annotated as choline kinase alpha-like. Gene Ontology annotation, molecular function: ethanolamine kinase activity; choline kinase activity. The record is from RefSeq and is a predicted model, not a curated record. Gene Ontology annotation, biological process: phosphatidylethanolamine biosynthetic process; CDP-choline pathway. Lineage: Eukaryota; Metazoa; Arthropoda; Arachnida; Trombidiformes; Tetranychidae. The transcript has 3 exons. Gene Ontology annotation, cellular component: cytoplasm. The coding region runs from base 1 to 696 and encodes 231 amino acids.
AUGGCUGCAUGCUCUUCAUUUUCUAUGGAAAAAAUAACCGAUAAUUCAACCGGUAACCGAGAAGGUCAAAGUAAUCGAAUCUAUCGAUGUUGGAUCACUGACCACAACUCGAACUCGAAUGAAGUUAUCGUUCGUUUUUAUGGCAAUUCUUUCAUCAAAGGAACAACCGAUUCGAAAGAAUCGAGAGAACGAGAAGUUCUAAUCAGUUAUAUUAUUUCGGAGAAAAAUUUAGGACCCAAAUUAAUUGGAAUCUUUGAUGGUGGAAGAAUCGAAGAGUUUAUUCAGUCGACAACACCGACUCGUGAACAAUAUGAAGGACCAUCGAUGUUUGAAAUUUUGGCCUCAAAAAUGGCGAUGAUUCACUCGUUAAGAUUACCCUUUUCUCGUUCCGUUGAUCUGGCCAAUUAUUUACUCUCAAUGAUCACAAAUCUCAAAUCAAAUUCAGUAUUGCUUGAUUAUCGUUCUGGAUCAAAAGUAAAUCAGUGGUCGGAGAGAUUGUGUUCCUUUAAUUACUCUCGAGAAAUUAACUGGUUGAUUUCAAUUCUUGAUUCUAUUCCAUCAAAAGUUGUCUUCUGUCAUCGAGAUCUUAACCGAUCUAAUAUACUAAUUCGAGAAAGAAAAAGUAUCGAACAUGGAACAACAAUUAAAGAUCCCUUCGAAUUUUUUCUUUCGUGCAAUCAGUUGAUUAAAUUGUAAUCAUAGGCUGAAGAU